Cyphellophora attinorum is the source of this 846-nucleotide messenger RNA. RefSeq lists its product as uncharacterized. NCBI's taxonomy places the organism in Eukaryota, Fungi, Ascomycota, Eurotiomycetes, Chaetothyriales, Cyphellophoraceae. The record is from RefSeq and is a predicted model, not a curated record. The transcript has 3 exons. Bases 1 to 846 code for a protein of 281 amino acids.
AUGCCAGGAUACGACAGCUUAGCAGAAUUCAUGUCUUCCAGACAAGACGUGAGCAUCCUGAGACGAUUCUCGGCUCUAAAUACCGAGACGCUGUUGCACAUGCAGGCGGAACUUCUUGGUCUUGAAUUGACGGUCGAGGAGCUGAGGGCGAAUCCAGACUUGAACGGGUUCAAUGCAUCGUGGCUCGGAGCACCCUAUACAGACGCCAAUACUGUGAUUACUAGCGUGUUCGAGAGGAUCCGGACGCUGUUGGACAAGUACUACAGCACAAUCUUGCAGACGGCCAGAAUUAACGCACUUGACAAACCUGCAAGUGACAGCUUUGAGUUACUGCAACGGUGGUAUGACAGUGACGAAGAGCAUGGCGGAAAAGCCUUCCUUGAGGGUACUGGUAUUGAAGAGGCGGUGUUUCGAGACUCAAGGAUUCGAGAGGACUUGUUAAGUAUAAAUCCAAGGCCUGGGAAAGAUGAUCCGAUCGCUAUCUUCGUUGGCAAAUGGAUCGUUCCUGUUUACGACAGAUUUAUUGGAUAUCGUCUUUCCGCGCACCGUGCCAAGUCCCUGCAAGCUGUCGAAAAUGCUCGCGAAUAUGAGAUGAAGGCGCUGAAGAUGCUUGGAAACGUCAUCUGCAUGAUUGUUUCAGCGGUGAUGCCUGCUUUGGCGAUACUCAUCCUCUUCAAUCUCAGGUCGACCAUGGCCAGGCUGGUAGCGGUAGUCCUCCUGAGUUUGGGAUUUGCAAUGGUUAUGGCUGUUGUGGCAUCUAGAAAGGCAGACGUCUUCAUGGCAACGACAGCGUUCGCCGCGGUACUCGUGGUGUUCGUUGGUUCUACUGAUGAUCUUGGUGGAUAA